AUGAAACUAUCUCCUUCGACCUGUUAUGCUUGCGAAGCCUUUGUGCAAGCUAAGCUUUCUAGUGCAGAUCAAUAUGACCCAAAUGUAUCUUGGGUUGUAAUAGGUUCUGAUAACAUAUCAGUUGGUCACUGCGUGGCACUAGCAGCUUCUUCAGUGGCUGAACAAGCCACAUAUGGUAUCACUCAUCGUCACGAGAAUGGCGGAGGAGCAAGGAGUAGAAUCAAUACGAUGUACGUCGGCUAUCAAAAUACGGUUACAAAUUCAAUCCCAACGACUCCUGGAACUCGAAUUCAUGCACGGUGGCCACGGUCACGAUCACGUCGGAACCUUAACCAGCUCGUCAACAGCUCUCGAGCUCAACGGAGCAACUUCAGCGUCCCUCGAACUCGUCCUCCAUAUCUACCACUUCGACCCUUCGAUUUCUCUCCUUUCUUUUCCUCGCUCGAUGUUUUCAGCGUCAUAAAUUUCUGUUCAUGGCUUUCUGAUCACACCACACACACUUACACUCACUUACUCAUUCAUUCAUUCACGUACAGACAUACUUUUUUACGACUAGUGCACUCGAGCAUAUUGAAAAGGCUGCUUAAAUCUCGACAGAAGAAGGUCGAGGUUUAA
Marchantia polymorpha subsp. ruderalis is the source of this 615-nucleotide messenger RNA. NCBI's taxonomy places the organism in Eukaryota, Viridiplantae, Streptophyta, Marchantiopsida, Marchantiales, Marchantiaceae. The record is from the annotation of a GenBank genome assembly.